UGUGGUCAUUUUACAGUCACAGGAGCAGAAUCUCAAGCAAAGAAUAUUUCUGUACAACAUUGAGAGUGUAAAUGAUUUCUUAAAGCACAGGAGCAUGAGUCGGGUUUGAACUGAAACUGCCACCAUUUUAAUGUUGACAGGACAAAACAUCGACAUGAGACAAUCAUAUUUCAUUUUUCAGGUGUGAAAAUUAAGUUAGCAGCGUGUCCACUUCAUACAAUCUCAAAGAGGUAAGAUGGAAACUCAACCAGGAGGAGGCCACAAACCCUGACACACACUGAAGUAACGAGCUCCAACAUGAAGCAGCGCACCGUGCAUAUUUAAUUAAAGUAGCCCUUUAACAUGCAGAGAAAGCCAGUUUAGUCUCAUUAAGUUCUUCAAAUGAUGCCAAAACCACCAAAGAGCAUCAUGGACCACCAAAGACCACGAAAAGCCAACCAAAAGGAUCCAUCAAUCCAGGAAACACUAAAAGUGAACCAGGUGAUUUCCAAAGAACCUGAAAGGUAGUACUAAAGUUCAUUUGCUAGUUCAUGAGACAAAUUUCUGAAGUUAUCUCGAACAUCAGUCACAGUGCCGUUUUCUUUGAGUUCUGACACAUUUAACUUUGUGUGACAUUUAUAGACGCUUACAAUCCUGAAAUAUUUCUUCAGCUUUCUGCCCCAUGACCACAGUACGGACUUUGAUUUUUACUGGGCUCAAAUCUGCUGAUGGAAGAAGGGCGGUUACAUCAUCGACAAAAGAGUCCUCAAACGUGAAUCAGCAGGACGAGUUCCACUGGUGACCAGUCAGUGUGAAGACCUGCCAACCUACAGCUUGAUGAAAAGACAGAGGUCCAAUCGAAAAUGAAUGACUGUAGGGGAACCAGAUUCUGCAGCCAGAAAGCUGGUCCAUCCCUUCAUCCACAAAGGCAUCUCCAUACUGCUCUUCUGGCCUACGCCGGACAUGGCUCCAUGGAGAGCGUUGUAACCCUCAGAUGCUGUCCAAAACCUCUCUUUACCAAAUGAUGAGGGUUCUUUGGAGACCUCACAAAAAACUAAAGCAUCUCAUGAGGUCUUUGAUCCACAAAGUGCUCAAAGAAGACCCAGUGCCCCACACUGAGAAGAGUGACUGGAGGUUUUCCAACUGUGCACCUGGCAGGAGAUCCUCCAGAAGCCCAUACCUUCUCAGCCUGCCAGGAGGAGCUGGAGGAUGUGGUGAGCUUCAUAAAGCCGUUACUACCACAAGUAGGACCGUGAUAAGCAGCAGAACCCAUGGAUACAUAACUGACAAAAGAACGAUGAAGUAGUUCAGAAGUGUGUAUUACUCAGCCUGUACUGCUCUUCUCAGGUCUACUCUGGUUUGGCUGUAAGAUGUGUUUUUAUCAUGUCCCGUGUUUGACACUGUAAAUACCCAGAGAGGGAGGAGCCUACAGAACCUGCAGGCUCUGAAGAGCUGCCCGACUCCACAAGAAUCUUUAAUUACGUCUUCAGUGUUUUUAAAUAUUUUUAUAUUCAUGUUAUUAGGAUCUUUUGUGGUACAUAAAUCUUUAAUAAAACUUAUUUCACACGUCAGACACUCCCGGCCAAUUGUGACUGAAACAAACACGUCGAGUGAACCACCAGCCUCAGGUCCAGACCCUGAUCCAGCUUUGGAUCCAGACCCUGAUCCAGCCUCAGGUCCAGACCCUGAUCCAGCCUCAGGUCCAGACUCUGAUCCACCCUCAGGUCCAGACCCUGAUCCAGCUUUGGAUCCAGACCCUGAUCCAGCUUUGGAUCCAGACCCUGAUCCAGCCUCGGAUCCAGACCCUGAUCCAGCCUCAGGUCCAGACCCUGAUCCAGCUUUGGAUCCAGACCCUGAUCCAGCUUUGGAUCCAGACCCUGAUCCAGCUUUGGAUCCAGACCCUGAUCCAGCCUCAGGUCCAGACCCUGAUCCAGCUUCGGAUCCAGACCCUGAUCCAGCUUCGGAUCCAGACCCUAAUCCAGCUUCGGAUCCAGACCCUGAUCCAGCCUCAGGUCCAGACACUGAUCCACACGGUUCUGGACAGAGACGGUGCCAUUCCGCUGCUCUCGUUGUUCCUGACCGUUUCUCCAGCUGCACUUUGAGCAGCGAAAAAAACAAAAACAACUAUGAUCACAACUACGAUAAAUGGGUUUAUUGUUGACAUUAAACAACCAAUCAGAAAUAAACACGUCAUUCCAACAGGGUCGGAGUGAUUCGGCUCUGAUCGGAAACCUUCAGGUCUGCUGAUUCUCUUAGCAGACAAAUGUUUUUAACGUUAGUUUGAUGUUUUAUCUGCAAUUCUUUAUUGUUGAUUAAAAACUAAAAUCACGAUGACAUUAAUGUGUGAAAGUUCCCUUUAAGAUCCAACGUUUCACUUAUUGCAUCUGUUUUGCAUUCACGGUGACGCCGUCAUAAAGUGCAAGAAAACAAACAAACAGCAC
Messenger RNA from Thalassophryne amazonica, 2420 nucleotides. Its product is annotated as protein TsetseEP-like. The transcript has 2 exons. Bases 1493 to 2140 code for a protein of 215 amino acids. Lineage: Eukaryota; Metazoa; Chordata; Actinopteri; Batrachoidiformes; Batrachoididae. The record is from RefSeq and is a predicted model, not a curated record.